Entamoeba invadens IP1 is the source of this 1398-nucleotide messenger RNA. RefSeq lists its product as hypothetical. The record is from RefSeq and is a predicted model, not a curated record. The transcript has a single exon. The coding region runs from base 1 to 1398 and encodes 465 amino acids. Lineage: Eukaryota; Evosea; Mastigamoebida; Endamoebidae.
AUGGCGUCUUUACGAACACGAACGAAUUUGUCUGAACAGUGUCACUUCUGCUCGCUUGAAUUGAAAAAGAUUCGCGAUACAAAAAGAAGUCAAAUGCUGUCGAACAACCGGUUGAUAGUCGUAUGCGAUACGGAAAGCCCCCGCCUCUCUCCGCGCAGUUAUUUGAGUAAUUUAACCGAACUCUACCAAAUUGUUAAUCACGAGAAUUUAACACCUUUUGAAUUGGAUUUUGUGUUAGACAAAGUCCUCCAAGUGUCUUCGCGACGGGAUCACCCGCCUAUGACUGAGAUCUUCAUGUCAGGGUUAAUCAACAAAUUUUUUAAUCUUGGGAGUAAUAUGGAAUUGCCACAGAAGAAAGUCUUCUUACAAAUCCUAGAAAACAUUACAGCGGCGGAUGCUAUCUACCACAAGGAGUUGCAAAAGAAUGGGAUAGUCCAAUUUAUCACACAAUGCGCAAAAGAAAAGGAACUCAUCCCCGACACAUGCGGGUGCAUUUGUAACCUUUGUUUGGACUCCCCGGAGAUCUUGAGUAUCGUCAUGAAGAGUAAAUUAUUGAACACUAUGAUCGCAAUGUACGAGAACAUAGUAGACAUCCCUUAUACAUUAAUAUGGGAUAUCAGAGUGAUCGUACAAAGUAUUCGCGAGACUUCUAUAUUGUCCGAUUUUGUAAUGCUUGCCAUGAAUCUGUUGGAUAACUCCGACGAGUCAUUUAAGUAUAAAGAUGUUAUGUAUAUAAUAAUUGGAGAGAUUUGUAUGAAGGACGUCUCUUUGUUACAGCCAUUUCUCAAGAAGAUAGUGAAUAUGAUAGUACUUGCGUGUCAAAAAGACUCUUCGUAUUGUACUGUAGCACUUCGGACGUUGGAAGUGAUCACGUUAAAAACAGAGAUACCCAACAGUGUGUCUGAAUGUAUUCGUAUUCUUCAAAUUGAACAUUACAGUACCGAUUUGACGGUCAAAGAGUUUCUCUUAAAAUGUGCAGUGAACAUGAUAAACAUGGCGAGGACUACUGAGUUGCCUUUAACUCUUGUCUCACAGAAUUUUUUCUAUAGUUACAUGCCAAGAAUAGAACAAUCACACCAUGAAAAGGAAAAAUUGUUGUUAUUAGAAGUUGUGAUAUUGUGCGCUUUGGCAUUCAAAUGUGAGGAAGAGUGCUUUUUGGACGUCAACAUCUUACAAUUCAUCGCACUUGUCCCGAUGAAUAACACUCGUCUUGUUGUCUUGUCACUGGUCUUACUCCAAAAAGUGGUGAGUCGCAACGUCGACAUCGAAUCUUAUGUCGACGAAAAACUUAGAAUGUGGUUCGAUAAAGUUCUUGUGUCAAAACAGAACAACACGGUCUCUGAUAUGGCGAAAGCACUUGCUAUGCACAUAUUUAUUGAAGACCAAAUGGCGCUGUGA